This is a messenger RNA of Vitrella brassicaformis, 803 nucleotides long. NCBI's taxonomy places the organism in Eukaryota, Vitrellaceae. The record is from the annotation of a GenBank genome assembly.
AUGCCGGUUCUCUGUCAGCUGCCGCCGCUGCUGUUGUUGCUGUGGCCCAUUGGGAGAUUGGCGGAGAGAGUCAGCCAACAGCAAACCGAGUCUGCCACCGAUCUUCACAUCAGCUUCGGCAAACUUAGAAUCGUUUCCGACGUGCAUGUGGUAAGCGGCAGGUGCGAAGCCGUGCGAAGGAAUGGCUGUGUAUCUGUGUCCGUGUCUCAACGACACACUCCGACAGAGCAAUUGCCGGACGUCUGACGAGUGCACAGACAAGCUGAUUUCGUUGUUUCGAGCCACCGUGACUCCGGGCAACCCUUACAGUGCCAAUGUGAAGGCACUUGUGCUCCUGUAAGCUGUGGGUGGGUGUAUGGCCGAUAAAGGAGAAAGUGCCACACGUCUGCGUAUCUCGUUGCUACGAAUGUGCAGCGGGGACAUAUUCGAGACAUGGUCUUCAGAGAAAGGAUGUUGACAUAAUCAUGUCCUACGUGCCUACUAUGUAGGGCGAUUCCCAUGCAUUUGGUCGAUUUUACUCUCGAGCACCGGGCAAGAAAAACUAAGAACGUUGAUGUAAGCCGCACAUGACCUUGGGACGCCAUCUGUGGCCACUCCACUCCGCAUAUGUUUCCGUGUCUAUCUCAGACGACUCUUGGGCAUAUUCUUCGUCCCAAGGUCCCAGAGAUUCUUCGCUUUAUAGAAGAGAUCGCACAAAAGGUUCCUACCUAUAUCAUUCGAGUAAGAACACAGUUAGCCGUGAGGAAGUGAGAGAAAGCGAAAACUCUGUGUCUGAGCAGGGGAAUCACGAUUACGAGACGUAA